Molecule: messenger RNA, 1023 nt
Organism: Colletotrichum phormii
Lineage: Eukaryota; Fungi; Ascomycota; Sordariomycetes; Glomerellales; Glomerellaceae
Exons: 1
Coding region: 302-913 (203 amino acids)
Source: RefSeq, a predicted model, not a curated record
UUUUGCAAAGUAUCUGCAAUGACGCCGAGGCCAUAGAGACAGUCUCAAAGUUGAUAACUGUGCUGUACAGUCCAUACAUACCCACGGCAUCCAUGCAUGGAGUGUGCUAUAUCAAGACGAGAUCAUCUCCUGGCUCACGCACCCGUGAAAGCUCUGGUUCUUUGCUCAUCGAGCUGGCGACGAAAGCAGCCCGAAAAAGACCAGGCAACCUUGCCAGGCUUACAAAAAUUAUAUCUCGUCUACAUCUGGCGUCAGUUUCGCGGUUGGCAAACGCAGUGUCCGUCCUCACAUAAGGUGAUCCAUGUCACGUACUUCGCUCGGCAACCCAUCGGCACUCUACCCAUCUCGAUGGCAAUCCGACAUGGCAGCCAGACCUUUGAAGCGCCCUCGCCGAUCAAACGGCCUGCCGCGCCUACCAAGCGACAUAGACAACGCAGUCGCUGCCUUGGGCGGGAAAACCCACGCAACCGACCUCGCAAACAGCACCAUACAGUCUCAGAAGGCACCAGUCAGUAAGGAGAAACGUCUGGAAGAACUCGUGAGAGACUCCGGUCGCCUCAGGCAAGAACUUGACUAUUGGAAAAGCUUGGCUCUCACAGGAACCGCCUUCAUGUCCGAUGUCGAACAAGUUGUGGUACAGCUUCGAGAUGUUUGCAGUCGUUUCGAGAGCGUCAUGAAUGAGACAAACACCAUGCCUGCGGAGGGAAGAUUGGGCUCUGGCUAUCCGUCCAAAUGUCGAAAGAGGGAAGACGUGGAGGUACAGGAUGGUGACGAACCAGACUCGCCAUUAGUAGAGGAUGAUCUUGACGUGCUCUUGGCUCCCGUCAGGCGGGGUCGAGAAGGCUAUGACUUUGAGGCCGUCAAGCCAGAGUUGAAGCGGAAGCAGCCACACAAUCCCGGAGGUUGGCUCUGAUAAGAAGCGCACAUGGCCUGCACCGGGAUUCGCCGGGUCCAUCUUCAUCCUGUGAUGUCAUAUAGAGGAAAAGAGAAUCCAUGCCCAUGCACACAAACAUAUCACCGCUG